CCGACAGGUAAUAGGGUAAGUUUUUCAUCUCCAAAAGAUGAAACUGAGACCAUCCUGACUCCACUUGGGCUACUAAGAACUGAUAGUGCAACAUUUUGGUCGGAAUUUUUCUCAACAAAUGAUUUGGUUUUUGAAUCCGAAACAAGCAAAUACCUCUUGAAAGAAAGUCUAGGCUUAGGAGGAACAGCGAUAAUUACCAAGUUUAUAAACCAAGAAACUGGAGAGACUGUUGUAAUAAAAUUAGCAAUAGACAAGGACAAUACCGAUAUAAGUGAGGAAAAAAGGAUCUUGAAUAAAAUCAAAGCGCUUGGAUCUGAGAACUACAACAUAGUGAAGUUUUAUGAAGAUUUUUACUACCAAAAAAAACAGUGCCUUGUGUUUGAAAAACUGGAUAUCGAUCUGGAAGACUUUACAGAGGUAAUUGUAGGUGGUGGACUACAUUUGUGUGACAUUCGACUUAUCGCUCAACAGGUACUGGUGGCUUUAGACUUUCUACAUAGUAAUGGAAUAGCACAUAGAGAUCUCAAGCCUGACAACAUAAUGCUGGUAGACCGCUCCUCUCUAAAAGUGAAAUUAAUCGAUAUGGGUUUCACUGAGGAGAUAGAACUAAUGGAAAAUAUUUGUGUUAACCCUCUUUGUUUCAUGCCUCCGGAGGAAAUGAUGUCUGACAAGCUAGAUGCUAGUUUUGAUAUGUGGUGUCUAGCCCUCACUUUGAUCUAUUUCUACCUUCAAGAUCAGCUGUUUGAAUAUGAUACUAUCGAAGAAACAUUGGCGGCAAUUGUUAAAAUGUUUGGUGAACCACACUGCAGUAAAAAUUUUUUCUUUUGGAAAAGGAAAAUUGAGAAGUAUGAGCCAGAGCUGAGGCUGAAUUCUUUGGACGACCUGCUGGAAAUCCGUCCAGCAACACAAGACCCCAUUGAAAGGGAGGAUUUACUAAGUUUCAUAGAUUUUCUAAAGCAAAUGCUAGUUCCUACACCGCAAGAACGUAUUACCUCAGCAGCUGCACUUAAACACAGCUUUAUUACCAUGGACCAUUUGUCUAACUUCGAAAGCAGCAGCCCUUAUGUCCUUGAAGCCCAUGAGGCAAUGAGAACUUACAAAUUCAUGACACCACAAAGUUUGGGAUCCACAUCCUCUUCUGGCAACAGUUCCUCUGUCUGUUCAGGCAACUAUGCAUCACCGACAGGUAAUAGGGUAAGUUUUUCAUCUCCAAAAGAUGAAACUGAGACCAUCCUGACUCCACUUGGGCUACUAAGAACUGAUAGUGCAACAUUUUGGUCGGAAUUUUUCUCAACAAAUGAUUUGGUUUUUGAAUCCGAAACAAGCAAAUACCUCUUGAAAGAAAGUCUAGGCUUAGGAGGAACAGCGAUAAUUACCAAGUUUAUAAACCAAGAAACUGGAGAGACUGUUGUAAUAAAAUUAGCAAUAGACAAGGACAAUACCGAUAUAAGUGAGGAAAAAAGGAUCUUGAAUAAAAUCAAAGCGCUUGGAUCUGAGAACUACAACAUAGUGAAGUUUUAUGAAGAUUUUUACUACCAAAAAAAACAGUGCCUUGUGUUUGAAAAACUGGAUAUCGAUCUGGAAGACUUUACAGAGGUAAUUGUAGGUGGUGGACUACAUUUGUGUGACAUUCGACUUAUCGCUCAACAGGUACUGGUGGCUUUAGACUUUCUACAUAGUAAUGGAAUAGCACAUAGAGAUCUCAAGCCUGACAACAUAAUGCUGGUAGACCGCUCCUCUCUAAAAGUGAAAUUAAUCGAUAUGGGUUUCACUGAGGAGAUAGAACUAAUGGAAAAUAUUUGUGUUAACCCUCUUUGUUUCAUGCCUCCGGAGGAAAUGAUGUCUGACAAGCUAGAUGCUAGUUUUGAUAUGUGGUGUCUAGCCCUCACUUUGAUCUAUUUCUACCUUCAAGAUCAGCUGUUUGAAUAUGAUACUAUCGAAGAAACAUUGGCGGCAAUUGUUAAAAUGUUUGGUGAACCACACUGCAGUAAAAAUUUUUUCUUUUGGAAAAGGAAAAUUGAGAAGUAUGAGCCAGAGCUGAGGCUGAAUUCUUUGGACGACCUGCUGGAAAUCCGUCCAGCAACACAAGACCCCAUUGAAAGGGAGGAUUUACUAAGUUUCAUAGAUUUUCUAAAGCAAAUGCUAGUUCCUACACCGCAAGAACGUAUUACCUCAGCAGCUGCACUUAAACACAGCUUUAUUACCAUGGACCAUUUGUCUAACUUCGAAAGCAGCAGCCCUUAUGUCCUUGAAGCCCAUGAGGCAAUGAGAACUUACAAAUUCAUGACACCACAAACCAAAAAACAUGCUUGUGUUGAAAAACUGGAUAUCGAUCUGGAAGACUUUACAGGGAAUUUUCAUGGUACCUGCAUCACCAAGCAGGACCUCUACAUCCUGAGUCUGAGUGAAGCCCUGGUGUCAGCUCCCUCAGUCUCUGGUCCCACAAUUCAACUCAAGCAGAUCACCUCGUUAACCAGCUCGAACUAA
Molecule: messenger RNA, 2487 nt
Organism: Cyprinodon tularosa
Lineage: Eukaryota; Metazoa; Chordata; Actinopteri; Cyprinodontiformes; Cyprinodontidae
Product: homeodomain-interacting protein kinase 1-like
Exons: 2
Coding region: 541-2487 (648 amino acids)
Biological process (GO): smoothened signaling pathway; peptidyl-serine phosphorylation; intrinsic apoptotic signaling pathway in response to DNA damage by p53 class mediator
Cellular component (GO): PML body; nucleus; cytoplasm
Molecular function (GO): protein tyrosine kinase activity; SMAD binding; protein serine/threonine kinase activity
Source: RefSeq, a predicted model, not a curated record